AAUAAUUGAUAACAAAAGAAAUGACAGCAAAUAAGCGGAUUUUUUUGUGAAUAGCAAGCAACGUGAUGAGCUACGAUUUCUUAUAGGGUAUUCCAACUUUGUGCCGGCAAGAAAAUGCGGCCCCCCCAUGAGCUUUCACUCACAUAAUAAUCUAGCAAAAUAGAACUAUUCCUCAAUUGAUAUGGUGAAGAAAAGAAGAGAAAGAAGGGAAUUGCAAUACAUAAGUGAUGAGGUCUUUCGACGUUAAAAUUGUAGUCUACUAGAAAAGAAAUAGCAACUCAAGAUGUCUACGGAACUGUGCUCAAAAGAUGGAAUUCUCAUUCGGAUAAUGAAAGUGGAAGACUACAUGAAUGUGAAGGAUUUCAUGGGAGGAAAUUUCUACAAUGGAGAACCUCUAUGCGCCUCUUCAGGCGAAGAUGUGCAGAAAUGCUGUGAGAAGGAAAACGAUAAAUACCACAUCUCGAUGAUCGAACAAGGCACCUGUCUUUUGGCACUCAACGAAAACGAUGGAGGUCGCAUAGUAGGCAUUGUUUUAGCGGGAGGUCAAGUGCCCAGUGAUCUGGAGAAGCAUCGCAAAGAAGCAGAAGAAAUGGAACAAAACACAUGGGGACGCAUUGCCGUGUUUCUAUCAGCUGCCGAAAUAGAAGCGAACCUCUUUGAGCGCUACGGCAUCUCCAGCCUUCUCUACUCUCACAUUACUUGUGUGGAUGCCACAAUGCGUGGCAAGGGAUUAGGGGGACGACUUGCUACCGCACUAAUCGAAGUAGGCAAAUCCAAGGGCUUUCCUUUAAUGGUGGCAUAUUGCACAAGUUUCUAUUCGGCGCGUCAAAAGGAAGCCUUGGGCAUGGAGUGUAUCUACAAACAGGCCUACGUGGACUAUAAGGAUGAACAAGGUCAAGUGGUGUUCAAGCCAGCAGCCCCUCAUACUCAUAUACGUGUUAUGGUAAUUAAACUUUAAAAAGUUUAAUUAUGUUGUGCCAGUGUUGAUAAG
Messenger RNA from Drosophila albomicans, 991 nucleotides. RefSeq names its product arylalkylamine N-acetyltransferase-like 2. The transcript is spliced from 3 exons. Gene Ontology annotation, molecular function: N-acetyltransferase activity. NCBI's taxonomy places the organism in Eukaryota, Metazoa, Arthropoda, Insecta, Diptera, Drosophilidae. The record is from RefSeq and is a predicted model, not a curated record. Bases 284 to 958 code for a protein of 224 amino acids.